CUCAAUUCUGCCUUACUAUCUUUGAUAAUAGGAUGAAAAGAACAGAUUUGAAAGUUUAAAAGCAUCAAUUUCAGCAAUUAGAAAGUGUCAUUACUGGAAUUUACCUGAUGUUCUUUUGUAGACAAAUGCUUUCUUCAACUUGACUUGUUUCAAAAAGAUGUCUCACUUGCAGCCAUUACCUAUGAGUGUAUACUAUUUAAAAGUCCUAGGAACACAACUGAUGGAAUCUUGAAGGCAGAACUGGCUAUGAUGUCAUAGACCCUUGAAGGAAACUUCUAAAAGUGGUAUCUAGUUAUAACAGAGACUAAGCAAGAAAGAUGCUUACUGAAUAAGGUGGGAUCCAACAAGAGUGUGGGUAUGGAAUGCAAUAACUUAUGAAUUACUUUUUUGCUGAGGGAACUCAACAGAAUGACACCUAAGAUAGGCAAAGUCUUUGACACUUGGUACAUUUGGGAUUUUUGGUCAUUACUUGAAAAUUAAUAAAUUUGAAGUCACUAGUCUUAAAAAUGGAAGAAAGUGAAGACCCUGAUCAGCCUGUCUCAGCACGGAGGCAAGAAAUUCGAAAGAGAAGACGACCCAGCCAACCAAUGGUAGACAAAUCCCAGCAAACUGAUAUAAAAGAGAAAAAGAAACACAUGGCCAUGCCACAAUCAUCUAGCCCCAAAGCUACACAUAGUAUUGCUAAUAUUUCUGGAAGCAAAGGCAACUACCCUGCCAACACCUAUAAGUCUCUCAGAAUAUCUUCUGAACUUCAGCAAACAUGGACAAAGAGAAAGCAUGGACAGGAAAUGACUAGUAAGUCUCUCCAGACAGAUAUCAUUGUAGAAGAGAAAAAAGAAGUCAAGUUAGUUGAGGAAACUGUGGUACCUGAAGAAAAGUCAGCUGGUGUUAGAGGAGCGGGUAUUGAAUUGCCAGAGAGUGUUCAGGAAGUAGAAAUUCCACCAAACGUCCCUUCAGUUCAACUAAAAAUGGACAGAUCUCAGCAGACCAGCUGUACUGGAGACUGGACCAUGAUGAACAUCCCACACGUAGAAAAAGUGGACAAGGAACAACAGACAUUCUUUAGUGAAUCAGAAAUAGUGGUUAUUUCCAGGCCAGAUAGUUCUUUUAUAAAGUCAAAGGAAGGUGCCCUGAAACAUACAUCCUCGGGAAAGAUUUUGGUUAGUGAACACCCUGUAUUUCAACCAGCAACAAGUAGCAAUGAAGAAAUUAGGCAGAAAAGUAUCAGCAGAACUUCAUUUACUCGGGAGACUAAAAAUGGUCCUCCGGUACUCUUAGAAGACGAGCUUAAGCAAGAAGUGACUCUACCUGUUGUACAAGAAGAUUCUGCUGCUGAAAAAGUGGCUCCUGCUGAAAUAGAGCCUCCACCAACAGAAACAUUCCCAGCUGAAAUACAGCCUGCAUUAGUUGAAGAGUCCACUGCUAAGGCAGAGCCCAGAACCACUGAAAACAUCUAUGUCCAAAUAGAGCCACCAACAGAACAGACUCCUGCUGCUGAGGCAGCCACAGCAGAUGCAGAGAAUUCUGUUAAAGUUCAGCCUCCACCAGCUAAAGAGGCUCCAUUAGUGGAGUUUCCUGAUGAAAUUCAGCCUCCACCAGCUGAAGAGACAACGGCAGAAGAGGCCUCUGCUGAAAUUCAGUUUCUAGCAGCUACAGAGGCUUCUGUAGAAGAGGCUCCAGCUGAAGUCCAGCCUCCACCAGCUGAGGAGGCCCCUGCUGAAGUCCAGCCUCCACCAGCUGAGGAGGCCCCUGCUGAAGUCCAGCCUCCACCAGCUGAGGAGGCCCCUGCUGAAGUUCAGCCUCCACCAGCUGAGGAGACUCCUGUGGAAGAGACCCUUGCUGAAGUACACUCUCCCGCAGCUGAUGAGGUCCCUGCAGAAGAGGCCCCUGUUGACGCACAAUCCCCACCUGCUGAUUUGCUUCUGACUGAGGAGCUUCCUAUACAAGAGGCAUCUGCUGAAGGUUCACCUCCACCAUCUGAACAAACCCCUGAAACUGAGGCUCUGGUAGUGAAUAUGUCUACCGGACUUCAGUCACCCCAGGUGGCAGGAAUUCCAGCAGUUGUUUCAGAAGAUGAUGCAAAAUUUGAAGAGGUUUUAAAAACAAAUCCUGUCCAUAAAGAUUUAUCUAAUACCAACGAUGGACAGGUUCCCACUCUUUAAAUAGAAGGUGUAUUUCAUAUAGAAUUUAAAAAACCAUGCUGAAUUGUAGUCAGGUUGUACGUAAGCUAGCAAUCGGAAGCUAGGCAGUUCUGGAAGAACAUACUUUAGAAAACAGAGGGCAGCUGGAAGUAGCUUUGUCAAUAAGGGAAAUUAAAGAGAACCCCAAGACUUGGAACACAGGUUGGAAAAUGAACAAUAAAAACUGUAG
Molecule: messenger RNA, 2370 nt
Organism: Sapajus apella (tufted capuchin)
Lineage: Eukaryota; Metazoa; Chordata; Mammalia; Primates; Cebidae
Gene: FSCB
Product: fibrous sheath CABYR binding protein
Exons: 1
Coding region: 507-2162 (551 amino acids)
Biological process (GO): negative regulation of protein sumoylation
Cellular component (GO): sperm principal piece; sperm fibrous sheath
Molecular function (GO): calcium ion binding
Source: RefSeq, a predicted model, not a curated record